Salvia miltiorrhiza (redroot sage) is the source of this 3278-nucleotide messenger RNA. RefSeq lists its product as uncharacterized. The transcript has 2 exons. Bases 414 to 1112 code for a protein of 232 amino acids. NCBI's taxonomy places the organism in Eukaryota, Viridiplantae, Streptophyta, Magnoliopsida, Lamiales, Lamiaceae. The record is from RefSeq and is a predicted model, not a curated record.
AGAAUAAAAAGUCAGCAGACAAAUAAAGUUAGUCAAAAGAUAAAGUUAGUCAAAAGAUAAUCAAGGAUCCCUUAAUUAUAGGGAUCCUCAUGAUGGUGUAGGAAUCCUCAUGAUGUUGUAGGAAUCCUCAUGAUGUUGUAGAAGCAAAUAUUAAAUAUGAUCUCCCUUCCAACACUAUAAAUGGGGGAAGUGUAUCAGCAGAAGAUAUAAGAAAUACAAUUACAAUCUUUAGCUUCUCUUUCUCUAUGCAUUAUGAUGAUACAAUGUUUCAACAUGGUAUCAGAGCAGGUUUAACCAUAGGUACUCAGAAACGAAUCAUCAUCGUUCAUAAUCCAAAACCAAAACAUUCUUAGCCAAUUCAAAUCAGUUUGUGGAGUAACUCACCGGCGACAGUUUCGAUCGCCAUUCCAAAAAUGAAGAGAGCUUCCAAAACCAGCGGCAGCGGCAAGCCCAACGCCCCUCACAAAGACCUCCCCAACCUCGCCGCCAAGCCCAAGAAGAAGAAGUCCAAGCAGAAGCCCACCCCUCCCUCGCCGUUAAAGGACGAGAGCGCCGCCGACGAGCCUACCCCGCCGCCUAAGAUCAAGGUCUACCUGCCCAAGCCAAUCAGGGUGUCGUCGGCCUUCUCCCGCAGUAACAGCUACGACAGCUUGGCCUCCAACAGCGACGGCGAGAAGCCCGCCGAGGAGCUCUCCUACAUGCCGCUGCAGUGGCCGCCGAUAUUCGAGAGAGGAAGAGGAGAAAACUCAACCGGCUACCCGACUACCGGCUCGGCAACUGACGUUGACGGCCGGAAAAACGACAGAACGAAGGCGAGAAGCGCGGCUGCCGGCGUAGACGGCCGAGAUGGCCGAGGACACAACAGCUCGGCGUCAGCCGGCGCCUCUGUCGGUGUAGAUGGCCGAGGACGCAACAGUUCGACCACUGCCGGCUUCUCCGCCGGCGUUAAUGGCCGAACAACCGAGAAAAAUGGUGAAGGUGGAACCAAGGGAGAGAAAGAGGUGGAGAGAAUCGGUCAAAGGGAGAAAGAGGCGUGUGGAAUUGGUCAAAAGGAAAAAGAGGCGCAUGAUUUAGGAUAUCAGGACGGGGGAGAUUAUUGGGCGUGGCACUGAGCGGGAUGGAUUGUACUAUGUGGAUGAGAUAGCUCAACAAGGCAAGGUGAUGCUGGCUCACGGAAUUGCUGACCGGGAAGCCUGGCUUUGGCACCGUCGGUUAGGGCAUCCAUCCAUGGGGUAUCUUAAGCUUUUAUUUCCUAAAUUAAUAAAAAAUGGUGAGAAUUUAUCUUGUGAAACUUGUGUUUUAGCUAAAAGCCACCGAAAAUCUUUUAAGCCUAAUGACACACAAGUAAACUCCAUAUUUUCUCUUGUUCAUUCUGAUGUUUGGGGUCCUUCACCCGUGGUAGGGGGACAAGGUUUUAAAUAUUUUCUGUUAUUUAUUGAUGAUUGCACUAGGAUGACAUGGGUAUAUUUUUUAAAACACAAAUCUGAAGUUUUUGAAAAAUUUACUCAUUUCCAUACUAUGGUUCAAACUCAGUUUCAGAAAAACAUCCAAACCCUUAGAACUGAUAAUGGAGGGGAAUUUGUUAAUAAUUCCAUGAAAAUAUUUUGUCAAACAAAAGGGAUUAUUCAUCAAACUACUUGCCCCCACACUCCUGAACAAAACGGAGUUGCCGAAAGAAAAAACCGAAUUUUACUUGAAAUGACUCGUUCUAUGAUGAUUGAGUCUCAUGUUCCCUCCUCAUUUUGGCCCGAGGCCGUAGCAACCUCGGCUUACCUUAUUAACCGUCUCCCUACUAGGACUCUGAAACUUCAAACACCAUUACAGAAAUUGUCUACUCUGGCCUCCAUACCUCUUGCCCUUACACUUCAACCACGGGUCUUUGGGUGCUCUGUUUUCGUUCACAUUCCUAAACAUGAACGCACCAAAUUCUCUCCUUGUGCAGUCAAGUGUGUGUUUGUAGGAUAUGGAGUUAAUCAAAAAGGAUAUAGGUGUUACAAUUCAAAAACCCGUCAAAUCAUCACCACCAUGAACUGUGAUUUCCUUGAAACUGAGUAUUUUUACGAUAACCACCUUACCAGUCAGGGGGAGAGUGAGAGUGAGAUCGACUUGUUAAGUUGGUUACCAAUGCCAGUCCCGGAAGCAGAUCCAACAGAAAAGGUUAACCUAGCCACCGAGCUUACUUCAUCCACAUCUGAGCAAUCCAAUCCACCGCCGCCCCAAAUAUCUUCUUCACCACUGAUAUCUGAGGUAAGAGAUUCUGAACCUAUUACUAUGAUUUCGGGUUCUACUGAUCCUGUUUCUCAAGUGGUUGAAGAAGAAGAACAGGAAGUACAGGAGGAGCAUACAAUGGGUGCAGACAAGGGGAGAUAUGUGUUACCCCCUAGAAGUACUCGAGGAAUUCCUCCUAAACGUUAUUCACCAGAAAAGUUUGGGAAGAACUCUCGGUAUUCUAUUGGGGGUAUCGCCAAAGGGAACCUAUCCAAAACUGCAGCUGCCUAUGAAGUAGCUUUGUAUGACGAAGAGAUCCCAAAGAAUGCGGAACAGGCCUUAAAGAUUCCACAUUGGAGAGAUGCCAUGAAGAAAGAAAUAAGUGCACUGAAUCGAAACCAUACAUGGGAGAAGUGUAGACUACCAAAGGGGAAGAAAACGGUAGGAUGCAAAUGGGUCUUCACAAUCAAAAGGAAACCGGAUGGAUCUAUUGAGCGUUACAAGGCUCGAUUGGUCGCAAAAGGAUACACACAGAUGUAUGGGAUCGACUACGAGGAGACCUUCUCACCUGUUGCAAAGAUGAACACUGUCAGAGUGCUCCUCUCAAUUGCUGCUAAUAAGGACUGGGAUCUUCAUCAGUUCGAUGUUACAAAUGCUUUCCUUCAUGGAGAGCUUGAAGAAGAGAGAGAAGUCUACAUGGAGGUGCCUCAAGGUUUUUCAGGAGAUUUUGGAGAGGGUGAAGUCUGCAAGUUGAAGAAAACCUUAUAUGGGCUCAAGCAGUCUCCCAGAGCUUGGUUUGGAAGAUUCACCGCAGCCAUGAAGAAGUUUGGGUACCAGCAAAGCAACUCAGAUCACACUUUAUUCUUAAAGAAACGAGGUGAUCUGAUCUCUUGUUUGGUCAUUUAUGUUGAUGAUAUGAUUAUAACAGGGGAUGACACAGAGGAGAUUCAAAAGUUGAAAGAAAGCUUGUUCAAAGAGUUCGAAAUGAAGGACUUAGGAAAACUAAAAUACUUCCUCGGAAUUGAAGUUCUCAGAUCAAAGAAGGGGAUCUUCAUCAACCAGAAGAAGUA